Messenger RNA from Globicephala melas (long-finned pilot whale), 2594 nucleotides. RefSeq names its product zinc finger DHHC-type palmitoyltransferase 14 (gene ZDHHC14). Lineage: Eukaryota; Metazoa; Chordata; Mammalia; Artiodactyla; Delphinidae. Gene Ontology annotation, cellular component: endoplasmic reticulum; Golgi apparatus. Gene Ontology annotation, molecular function: protein-cysteine S-palmitoyltransferase activity. The record is from RefSeq and is a predicted model, not a curated record. Gene Ontology annotation, biological process: protein targeting to membrane; peptidyl-L-cysteine S-palmitoylation.
GGCCGGCGGCGGUCGUGGCUCGGCGGGGGCCGCGCGGCCGGGGGGCUGCUGGGGGUGUGCGCCCCCAGCCGGCUGCCCUCGUGGAUGCCUCCCGGCGGCGGCGGGCCCAUGAAAGACUGCGAGUACAGUCAGAUCAGCACCCACAGCUCCUCCCCCAUGGAGUCGCCCCACAAGAAGAAGAAAAUCGCGGCCCGGAGGAAAUGGGAGGUUUUCCCGGGAAGAAACAAGUUCUUCUGCAACGGGAGGAUCAUGAUGGCCCGGCAGACGGGCGUCUUCUACCUGACUCUCAUCCUCAUCCUGGUCACUAGCGGACUCUUCUUCGCCUUCGACUGUCCGUAUCUAGCAGUGAAAAUCACCCCUGCUAUCCCCGUGGUCGGUGGCAUUCUGUUCUUCUUUGUGAUGGGGACCCUGCUGCGCACCAGCUUCAGCGACCCUGGCGUCCUUCCGCGAGCCACACCUGAUGAAGCCGCCGACCUGGAAAGGCAAAUAGGUAACCCUGAAGAUAUCGCAAACGGCACCAGUUCAGGGGGGUACCGCCCACCUCCCAGAACCAAGGAAGUCAUCAUCAAUGGCCAGACUGUGAAACUUAAAUAUUGUUUCACCUGCAAGAUUUUCCGGCCCCCUCGUGCCUCUCAUUGUAGCCUUUGCGAUAACUGCGUAGAACGAUUUGAUCACCACUGUCCCUGGGUAGGCAACUGUGUGGGGAAAAGAAACUACAGAUUUUUUUAUAUGUUUAUUUUAUCUCUGUCUUUUCUGACAGUCUUUAUAUUUGCAUUCGUUAUCACCCACGUCAUUCUUCGUUCACAGCAAGCAGGAUUCCUAAAUGCUCUUAAGGACAGUCCUGCAAGUGUGCUGGAGGCCGUGGUCUGCUUCUUCUCCGUCUGGUCCAUCGUGGGGCUCUCGGGUUUCCACACGUACCUGAUCAGCUCCAACCAGACCACAAAUGAAGACAUUAAAGGAUCUUGGUCAAAUAAAAGAGGUAAAGAGAAUUACAACCCCUACAGCUACGGAAAUAUCUUUACAAAUUGCUGUGUUGCCCUGUGUGGGCCCAUUUCUCCAAGCCUCAUUGACAGAAGAGGGUACAUCCAGCCUGACACCCCACGGCCAGCCGCACCCUCCAACGGGAUGGCCGCGUACGGGGCCACACAGUCACAGAGUGAUACGUGCGACCAAGACCAGUGCAUUCAGAGCACCAAAUUCGUUUUGCAGGCCGCGGCCACGCCCCUGCUGCAGAGCGAGCCCAGCCUAGCCAGCGAUGAGCUGCACCUGCCCGGGAAGCCGGGCCUGGGCACGCCCUGCGCCAGCCUGACGCUGGGGCAGCCCACGCCGCCCUCCUCCAUGCCCAACCUCGCCGCCGAGGCCGCGCUCACAGACAUACUGCCCCUGAAAGAGGAGCACGUGGGCCACCAGUUCCUGACCCCGGAGGAAGCGCCCUCGCCGCCCGGGAUGUUGGCGGGCAGCCCGCUGGCACACAGCCGCACCAUGCACGUCCUGGGCCUCGCCAGCCAGGACUCUCUGCACGAGGAUUCGGUGCGCGGCCUGGUGAAGCUCAGCUCCGUGUGACCGCGGGGCCCCGGCCCGGGGGCUGCAGACAGCAGGAGCGACGGACGGACGGCCCCACCGCGACUUCCGGCGACCCAGUGCCGGGGUGGCCACGACGACUCCAGGUCCUGAGGCAGGAAGAGCCCUGGGAGAAAAAAUCGGAUCCUCCUCUGAUGGCAGAGGAGGGCAGGACCCAAAGGCUAGCAGCUUGGUUCCAUUUGAAUUUUUGCCCCACCCUGACCAUUCUGAUAACGGUGGAAACAGAGACGUAGCUGUUUUCAGGUGUUUGGAAUAUGGAGGGUGGGCGUGGGGAGGGAGGAGCCUCCGGGGGCCCCCAGUCGGAGUCUGGGCAGAGAAGAGGCUGCCUGGGCGUUCCUCUUGCUGUUCUGGGACAGAUACACGGAAGGUUUAUGACACUUGUGGCCGGACUGAAAUUGCACUUAAGUGUUAUGCUACUAAUAUUUGAAACAGACAUGCCAUUCCAUUUGUUAAUUUAAGAAAAACCUAAAGGGAAACAAUGACCAGAUGUGGACUUGCAUGCCACGCUGCAGUCUGUUCACGGUGGUGAUGGUAUUGAAAGGCAACUGCUGCUUUCUUUCUUCUUUUUUUUUCUUUAAUUUUGUGAAUUCUCAAGUGCUGUUUUAUGGGAAGACAGUGCAACAAACCAAGACUAAUGGACCACGCCAUCCGUCGCCAGCUUCUUCAGCUUAAUUCUACAUGGGUAGGUGGCGCGCCUGGGCUGCGGAGGGCUGCCGGGGUUUUAUCCCAUCAAGCAUCAGUUAACCUUCUGUUUAGUAGUUAGCCAAGGUGUUGUGUUGUACCACACCUGCCACAGUCUUCACCUCCUUGUGUGACCAAACUCCUGUGGACAGCCAAUAAAAGGACGUCCUCUGUUAUUUUGGAUCUGUGUACAGUUAUCCUUAACAGCUGAAAUGACAACACCGUCACCCAGAUGGCCUGAGGGGAGUUCAGUUUUAUUGAAGUAUCCCUAGGGAGGAAUGGUCCCCAAACAGUCAAAACGUCAAAUCUUUGAAUUGUGGGGGAACGAUGGG